Molecule: messenger RNA, 1436 nt
Organism: Chironomus riparius
Lineage: Eukaryota; Metazoa; Arthropoda; Insecta; Diptera; Chironomidae
Source: the annotation of a GenBank genome assembly
UUGCCAGUUUAAAAGUUGUCGUCAACUUAUACAGUAGAAUAAUUAUUUCAUUCUCUGUUCUUAAAAUAAUUAAAAUGAUUUUUAAGGUCUUUUCAUUUUUGUGUAUUUGUGAUAUUUUGCUGUCCAGCUCUGUAGUUUUUGGAGAAAGCUCAGGAGGGAAUAAUCUCAAUUGUGGGAAGCCUCAGGUGAAGCAUGUCCAAACACCAAGUGGAUCACAAGUAACAAGAGGAGCUUUUCCAUGGAAUGCAGCUCUUUUAACCAGUGACGGAGAGUUUUUUUGCAGUGGAACUUUGAUAUCAGCCGAUGAAGUUGUAACAGCCGCGGGAUGCAUUAAAGCUAAAUCCUCAGACACAUCUUUCCAGCCUAAAGAUAUAGUUGUUCUUCUUGGAUUUCAAAACUUAAAAAGUGUAUUUGAAGUUGGACGACUUUCAGUUGCUGUCAAGAGCAUUCGAGUCCAUAAUGAUUGGAAUCCACAAACUGCUUCUUUUGACGCUGACAUUGCUAUUUUGGAAUUGGAUGAUAAUGUAAAUUUUGGACCGUACAUCCAACCUAUUUGCUUGUUUGACGCUGAAGCUGAUGCUGCAUCACUCAAAAAUGCUUCAAUUGUUGGAUUUUCAAGCACUUUAAAUGGAGGAGUAGCUAAAGUUCCAAGACUUCUCGACACACCAAUUGUUGGUUUUGAGAAAUGCACAGAAGAGGAAGGAUAUCGUGGUCUGUUAAGCAAUCGAAUGAUUUGCGGUGGUCUUGCUGAUGGAACUGGUCCAUGCUUUGGUGAUGGCGGCACUGGAAUGAUUGUUGCUAAAAAUGGAGUUUAUUACCUUCGUGGAAUCACAUCAGCAACUCUUAUCAACGCUAAAGGAUGCAAUAAUGAUGCUUAUUCUGUUUUUACUGAUGUUUUAAAGUUUUGGGACUGGAUGAACGAGCUCUUGAUCCAGUAAAAUCAAUUAUGUGUAUUGCCAUGUGAAUAAAUCAAACUUACAGUUUGUAGCCGCGUUUUAUUAGACUUUAUUUUAACAUUCUAGCCCUAAUCGAGGAUUUUAUAGCUGAUUGAACGAUCGACUCUCGGGAAUUUCCAACUAUAAUAGUUAUCAAAGUCAAUAUACAAUCAUGAACUCAAAAUUUCAUAGCUUAAAAAAUUCCCAGAUCUAAAAAAUAGCCAUUCAUUCUUUGACCAAUAACAGCAGUGGCACCAACAACAAAAAAAGAGCAAAACUCGUUAUUGCAGAACAUUCAAUCUAUUUCGAUGAACGAAGGCAAUAAAAAUGCAAAUAAAAAAAAGGCACAAAGAUGUAUAGACACAGAAUGAAAAAAGGGGAUAUAGAUGUAGAGACUGGAUAGAUAAGGAACGAAUCUUAUAAUAUUGUUUAUGCAUUAAAUAAAUUGAAAAAGAAGAAGACAAGCUUGGGUGGAGAGAUCACGUCUGUCUAUCAUUGAUA